AUGGCCAUCGCAGAAGCCGGAAUGAGGCCGGAGUCAUCAGCGCAAAUGGCGACAGAUCAGCGUAAAGAAGUCGCCGCAGGAAGACAGGAAAACCCGGUCACCGCCCUCACCUGGGGCCACAACGACAAGCGGGUGUUCGUUGCCACGGGCGCCCAGUUGCACAUAGGGCGUGUCUCGAGGCGUGUUGCAUCGUUGCAGCUGCUCUGUCGCCUUGCAAUCAAGAGCAGAGUGACGGAAGAGGACAAGGUAGCGAAGUUACCCCUGCCAAGGAGACUAAGAGCGCUGGUGACGUCAUUGUAUACUCAGACUAUAAGGUGUUACAUCCCCGAAACGCGGCAGCUCCGUGACUUCGUGUCUCGCCCUCCAUGCAACAGCCAGAGGUUGCAUUGCACGAUGAUCAGGCACGACGAGGACCUCAUCCCUACCCCCGGGGCCUGCUAUACCCUCUACCUGGAGUACCUGGGGGGCCUAGUACCACUCCUGAAGGGCAAGAGGACUUCCAAGAUCCGGCCGGAGUUCGUCAUUUUCGAUCCUCAAGUUGAAUACGAAGAUAUGUGUGCGUCUCCGAGAUUGCAGAGACGGCGAAAACUCAAGCGAAGAAUAAGAGAACGGUUAGAGAGCGAGACCGACGAACUUGUAUAUUUGGAAACGCUACCGGAGCCACGUCAGAUGACCUUGGUGAUCACCGAGCUCGGAGACAUCCCACCGCCCCACCCCUUUACCCCAAACCCUAAUGUGUUUUCCGAGGACGAGGAGGAUCUCGGGGAGCGCCUCGCCUCCCGGAGGGCGCCCGACCUGCCCUCGGACGUGCCGCCCAUCGCGCCCAUGACGCCCCGCCGGACGCCCUCCUCCUACUCGCGCCAGGGCCUCCACACCAACCUCUGGGACGCGCCCACGCCCGCGCCCGCGCCCAUACCGCCCCCGACGGAGCUCGCGAGCGUCGAGGGCAAGCUGGAGGGCGAGGGCGACGGGGGCGGGCCCGAGGGCGUGGUGCUGGACGGCAGCGGCGGCGCGGCGCUCCUGCGCGAGCUGGAGGAGCACCCGUACGUCGACCUGGCCACGCCCGAGAUGCUGCAGCUGCGCGACGGCCUGCGGGCGGAGCUGCGCGGGGAGGCGCACGCCCACCACGCCCUGGCGCCCACGACCACCAGCGCCGCGCCCACCACCAACCACCACAGCCAGCCCGAGGCGCACGUGUUCUCCCUGGUGCGCAGCUCGGCGCCGUCCAGCCCCAAGCACUCCGUCAGCCACUUCUGCUGCGACGCCGGCACGCUGCAGUCGCCCAAGAACAUCGUGGCGCCCAUCGUGACGCGCCACUCGACCGCCGCCAGCGCCGCCCUCCUGGAGAUCGGCGGCGGCGAGGUGGGGCUCGUGGGCGGCGCGCGGGCGGGCAUCAAGACCUCCUCCCCCGUCGUGGCCGCCUCCGGGGCCAGCAGGACGACCUCCUCGUCGUCGUCGUCGUCGUCCUCGUGCGCCUCGUCCAGCGCCCCGCCCAGGCACGAGGAGCUGCGCCUGGUGAGCUCUGACAACGCGCUCCUCCUCCACCACUUCGCCAGCAACGCCCCCGCCCCCUCCCUGCCCCCCACCCCCGCCAGCAACGCCGCCUCUACAACCUCCGCCCACAACACGACCGCAACCAACAACCACCUUAACCACACCAACAACAACAACAGCAACACCUACUACUCCAGCAGCAGCACAAGCAGCAGCAACAGCAGCAGCGGAAACAGCACAUACCGCAGCCCUACACACACACAGAGCGACAGCGGCGGCCCCAAGAAUGACGUCAUCCGCUACAUCGACGAGGAGAGCGGCGAGUCGGACGGCCGGUCCUUCACGCCCUCGCCCGCCCGCAACCCACGCCCGCGCCCGCUCUACUGCCGCGCCCGCAGCAAGAGCGUGGGCCACCUGCACAACCUGGAGCCCGCCUUCACCGCCGCCCACACUCACGCCCACCACCACCAGCUGCCGCCGCAACUGCACCAGCUGAGGAACAUCGACGCUUACCUGGCCUUCCGACGCUCCGGCUCCCUCAAGGACUCCGUCAGGAAGCGCCAGGACCAAGUGGGCGAGAGCCACCCCCGCCGCCCGUGUCUCGCCGACUGCGGGAAGAGUCGAAGUCUUGACUCCUCCCCCUUGAUCGUGAAGCGCCGCCUCCCUCUCCAGACGCACCACAAGCACCACGCCAGUCACCACACUCACCAGCACAACGCCUCGUCUUCAUCACAGACCUCUUGCUCCUCCACCACCACGUCCGCCAUCACCACCACCACCACCGCCGAUCUCCACCACAACGGCGCAGGGGACAAGCAGCAGAGGAACUUCACUAGAACGCUAAAGGAGAGCGCGCUGGUGGAGCGGCUGGCGGCGCUGCAGAGGGAGUGCCAGGGAACCCCCCAGCCCCCGCCCACCCCCAGGCACCAGCCCACCCCCGAGGCCGCCCGACGCCUCAACCCGGCCGCCCACACGCCCUCGCACUCGCCCACGCCCUCGCACUCGCCGCCGAUCUCCUCCGCCCACGCCAGCAAGAGCAUUCCAUCCACGCCCGUCAAGACGCGGAAGGCGCGGCGCCAUCAGUCCUCGUCGCCCAUCAGGAAACACUUGUUGAAUUCGCCGCUGCUCUCCCGGCGAAGACAGCGACGUGGCACAGUGGAGAGCAGUGAUGACGAGGUGGUUCACUGUUCGAGCGACGCCGAGGUCCUCUGUUCCUCGUCCAACUACAGGGACCUCGAGACGUUUCAGAAGACGCAGCUGAGGAAUAAGCUCCGACGGUCGCGCGGCCGGAGCGACGGCAGCCUGGGCGGCGGCGGCGGCGGCGGCAGCGGCAGCGGCGACAGCUCGGGCUCGCCGACGCCCCGACACCGCCAGUUCGUGAUGCACAACAAGGCGCCGCUCUGGAACGAGAACUCGCAGGUGUACCAGCUCGACUUCGGCGGGAGAGUCACGCAGGAGUCGGCCAAGAAUUUCCAGAUCGAGUUCAAGGGCAAGCAGGUGAUGCAGUUCGGGCGCAUCGAUGGAAAUGCCUACACACUCGAUUUCCAGUACCCGUUCAGCGCGGUGCAGGCCUUCGCUGUGGCCUUGGCUAAUGUCACGCAGAGGCUCAAAUGAUACAGGAUGUACCCGGAGAGCCAGGCCGCUCACAGCCACAGCGUUGUCAUCCUGGAGUUCUGGUGACGUCAGCUGCUGACUAUUUUCACCGUGGACUACUGGGUCAUUCUGUGUUCCGAUUGUGAAAACGUUGUUGUUAUCAAAGCGAUCUGUUCUGUUUAGUAUUGCUACUAAUGUUACUACACAAGCAGAGAAUUAGAAGAAGAUAGAUUUUUUUUUUUUCAUGUUCUUCUUCUAAAAAGAAGAGAGAGAAAAGAAAAUAGGGUUUUGAAGUUAUGUGAAGUUAUGUGUUUUUUUUUUCUCUUUUUUUUUGAGUGAUAUGUUUUUGUCUAGAAGAAGACUUUAUGGAGUCAAGAUU
This is a messenger RNA of Penaeus chinensis, 3466 nucleotides long. RefSeq lists its product as uncharacterized. The record is from RefSeq and is a predicted model, not a curated record. Bases 1 to 3108 code for a protein of 1035 amino acids. Gene Ontology annotation, biological process: intracellular signal transduction. The transcript is spliced from 15 exons. Lineage: Eukaryota; Metazoa; Arthropoda; Malacostraca; Decapoda; Penaeidae.